GAGAGCCAGGUGCGACCCAGCAGGGGGAGUGGGUGAGCUGGUCCCAGGGCAGCCCGCAUGUGUCCUCGAGCGUGGGUGUGGGGUAAUUUGGGUGGGAACAAAGUGGAGGCUACCGCGACCGAGUCCCGCGCCUCGCUGGCGGGGUGUGUGCAGAAAGAGCGAGGAUAAAUAGGAGGCUCCCUCCUCCCAGCCCCACUCCCGGAGCCGGCCGCCCGCCCGCCCCGGGUGUUUGCCCGCCCUGUGGCCGGGGUGCCAGCCUGGGGAGUAGUUUCGUUUCCUGCUGGCCCGAGAGUAGUUUCCAGGCCCGCCCUCGGGCGCCCGCGGCCCGGGAAGGGGCGCAGGAGGAGGCGGGGGACUCGGCCAGGGGCUGCCCGGCCCCGCAGCGUGGGGUUGAUGGACCGGGCCGCCCCGGCCGGCGGCGCCAGCUCCCUGCCACUGCUCCUGGCCCUCGCCCUGGGUCUUUAUAGCUGCCACCGUGGGGAGUACCUACCCUGUGCCAGGCAUUACCAAGGUCUAGUGAUCCUCCACUGUGUCGUGGCAGAUGGGAAUGCAACCAGGAGUCCUGAAAGGGAUGGCCUUCUCUGUGGAGAUCCUGGGGAAAACUGCGCAGCUACCACCAUGCAAUCGAAGCGGAAAGGCCACUUCUCUCGGUGCCCCAAGCAAUACAAGCACUACUGCAUCAAAGGGAGAUGUCGCUUCGUGGUGGCCGAGCAGACGCCCUCCUGCGUCUCCUCUGAUUCCGGCUUACCUUUCUAGCCACAUCUCUCACCAUAUUCCCAGCUGUUCCUCUGAAAUCCCGCAUCCCUUUCCACGGUUUAUCACACAAGCUCUGCUAGUCUGGAAAACUUAUUCGCACUGAUGUUUUGGAUGCAGCUCAGACCUCAGCUCCUCCUGGAUCCCUGCGCUGACUUCCCUCUUCUCGGACACACACUCGGGUGUGUUAGACGUCCUGUCUCUGAGAUCUAGUCUCCCUCUAGAUCUCAGCUCUGGAGCUUAGCUGUUGGUCCCUGUGAGUGUCCCUUCCGUGUCUGCGAGCACCCAGAGGCGGGUCUCGGGGCGUAUUCGUUUUUGUGUCCCAGGGCCAAGCGCAGUGUCAGAAUUCUAAUAGGCGCUCAGGAAAUGAGUGGCGAAUAAAUGAAGAAGUCCCUCUAGCAUGGCGCAUCGAAUGCUACGCUGACAACACCAAGGCCUUACUCUGAGCCAGGAACAGCUUCUUCGUGGUAAAAUGGUGCAGAAUGAACAGCAAGCAGAAGAGCAGAGAAGCCAGCACACAGAUUUUGAAGCCAGGUAGACCCAAGUUAAGGUUUUGUUUGUACCAGAAGAACUGCUAACAACAGGUCAGUUACCCUUCCCGAGCCUCAGUUUUAUCAUCUGUAAAAGGGGGUAAUAAUAUCUCCCUCUCAAGUGUUGAAAAUAAAGCAGGAGAACUCAUUAAGCAAAAAUACUUUCUGUCGUACCCAGCACAGAGUAGGUGUUCCAUACAUUGUCCUGCUGACGAGCGGGGUGUAUGUGACCUGGGCCUGACCUUUUAGGUGACUGGUCAUAGCACAGGUUGGGGCAAAGCUGUGUUGCCAUUGGUGACUCUGCCAGCUUGGAAAAGCACAAGUAUCUCCUUUUGCUUGGAAUUACAGGAGUGUGUGGACUCCUGCUUUUACAUGAAAAAAAAAAAAAAAAAAGUGUGCGUCUCAAAUAACUCAAAUCCCCUUAGUCUUCUUAGUAUUUUCUUGGAAUGGGAAUGAUUUCUUUCCAGAUACAUGUCUUCACGUAUCAAUGUGGUACAGUUCAUUUAAGCAGUAUUUCGUGUGCUUGGGGCAUCAACUUGAGAGUCAAACAGCUUGAAUCUGAAUUUCUCUAUGCUCUCAGUUUCUCCACCUUCCAAAUGGGUUAAUAACGACACCUACCUCAGAGGUUGUUGUGAGGAUCAAUUGACUUAAUAGUUACAAAUCCCUUACAACCGUGUCUGGUGAUUAUUUCAGGACAGUGAUCCUAACUCUGAUUUUUCAGAAUCCUGAAGGGUCAUGGGUGUUUUUAAAAGUGAUUUUAAAUGCUAUAAGAUGUUUACUAAAUAAAAACUGAUGUAUUCAGCUACUCAGCGUUUCAUAGACAUCUGCUAGGAUCUUGUACUCUUUGCCUCUUCUUUUCCCAUUGAAAUGACCAUUAGCUGACAUGUUAUUGGUUUGAUGAGAAGUGAAAUAACAUGAGAGCCAUGGUAACUGCCUGUGCAAAGGUUAGCCUUCUGGCCUGGCCUCAUUGGGUUACAGCUUUUGCAGGAAAUCCUGCUUACUGAGAAAUUCAAUUAAAGCACGGCUACACCACUGAACCCAGAGCCAUAAUAAUCAUUAAAAAAAAAAAAAAGACAAAAAACAUUCUAAAAGAGCAGCAAGUCAUUUCUGUGUAUUUUAUGGGCAAAUUGAUUGUUUAAAAAUGCCAGAUUUAGUGAAUGUGUUAGAGAAGCCCUUAAGCUAAUUGGAAGAGACUCUAUAUAUUGGUAAGAUUUUCAUUAUGACCUUAAAAAAAAAAAAAACUCUUUAAAAAAAAUCUCCCUCCCACACACGCAAUAAAAAGUGAUUCCCCC
Messenger RNA from Felis catus (domestic cat), 2575 nucleotides. It is a transcript of the gene BTC, whose product is annotated as betacellulin. The coding region runs from base 394 to 756 and encodes 120 amino acids. Gene Ontology annotation, biological process: epidermal growth factor receptor signaling pathway; positive regulation of cell population proliferation; positive regulation of mitotic nuclear division. The record is from RefSeq and is a predicted model, not a curated record. Lineage: Eukaryota; Metazoa; Chordata; Mammalia; Carnivora; Felidae. The transcript is spliced from 5 exons.